Messenger RNA from Conger conger (European conger), 3638 nucleotides. It is a transcript of the gene toporsa, whose product is annotated as topoisomerase I binding, arginine/serine-rich a. Gene Ontology annotation, molecular function: ubiquitin protein ligase activity. Bases 245 to 2923 code for a protein of 892 amino acids. NCBI's taxonomy places the organism in Eukaryota, Metazoa, Chordata, Actinopteri, Anguilliformes, Congridae. Gene Ontology annotation, biological process: protein polyubiquitination; protein monoubiquitination. The transcript is spliced from 2 exons. The record is from RefSeq and is a predicted model, not a curated record.
GUUAUCAUUACCAAAUAUAUCAGACUGGCCUAGCUAGCUAAAUUCGCUGUAUAUUUCACUAUUUUCAACGUAAAUAUGAUUACCAUUACUCCUUCUUAAGUGUGUUCUGUGAUGGUCUGUGUUAGACGUCAUAGUCGUUGCUUAGCUGGCUCGCUAGCUGCGGAAGUUAAGCGAAAGUUGGCUAGCUAGCUGGCUGGGGAGCUAAAAGCGCAGGGGGCAUCUGCUUUUCUGCUCUUUCAAGAUAAUGGAGCCAACAAAGAUGAGGCUGAGGACACGAAAGAAGGCUGGCUCGGACAAGGCCUUGCAGGCAAUGACAGCAGAGGCAUCCCCUGACUCAAAGUGCCCAAUCUGCCUGGACAGAUUCAACAACAUGGCAUACCUGGACCGCUGCCUGCACAAGUUUUGCUUCCGUUGCAUCCACGAGUGGUCCAAGAACAAAGCCGAAUGCCCCCUGUGCAAGCAGGGCUUCAACUCCAUAUUCCACACCAUAAAGGCCGAGAACGACUUCAAGGAGUUUGUCCUGAGGCCGGUGGAGAACGGCUCUUUCGGGAGUCCCGGGGGCCACCGCUUCAGGUACCGCACCACGCUGACGAGGGAGAGGCGUGACGCCCGGCAGAUCACGUCCACGCCCCCCGACAACGGGGUGAUCUUCGAAGGGCUGGCCGCGGCCGUCCCGCCACAGGCGGACAGGGGGGUGCGGCGCAUGAUGACCCGGCUGGCAGCGAGGAGGAGGGCGCAGAGCGAGGGCCGGACGCUGCGUGCCCUACGGGAGCAGGAGGUGAUCAGGUUCCGCCGGGCGCUGUACCGCACGGGCGUGCGGGUGCGGAGCGUGCGAGACGGCGGCCGUUUCCGGGACACCUCGGCCGAAUUCUACCAGAGGAACCCGGCGUGCCUCCACCGGCUGAUCCCCUGGCUGAAGAGGGAGCUGACGGUCCUCUACGGUGCCCACGGCUCCUUGGUCAACAUCGUGCAGCACAUCAUCAUGUCCUGGAUCACCCGGUACGACAUGGAGGACCAGGCCAUGCAGGAGGAGCUGCGGCCCUUCCUGCUGGCGCGCACCGACCACUUCCUGCACGAGUUCAUCAGCUUUGCGCGCUCACCAUUCAACAUGGAGGCUUACGACCAGCACGCCGUCUACGACUGCCCUGCCCCGUCCUCCCUGGAGGACAGCAGCUCGGACGCCUCGGUGAUUGCUAUAUCGGAGGACGAGGACGAGCUGGACCUGCGGCGGGGCCCCGGGGCCGGCGGAGAGCUGGGCCAGGCGCCGUGGGACGACGAGACUCCUGGACCAUCGUACUCGACGGCUGAGCAGGCGACGCCCAUGCCCCUGGCGGACAGCGAAUCGGAGUCUGAGAGUGGGGCAGAGGAGCGGGCUGGGCCCGGGGCCGGUCCCCUGCAAGACCCUCAGGGGCCCGUGGACCCUGCGGCAGGGAAGGAUGGGGCGGACUCCACCGGCGAGGAAGACUGCGUCAUCGUCGGCUAUGUCAAGCCCAUGGUUGAACGGACGCCGGAGCUCGUCCAGCUUUCCUCAGACACGGAGGAGUCCGUCCGUGACAACAGCCCAGAGGCCUUUCCCCAGCCCCAACACAUCCGCUUCCAGAGCCUCAGCCCCCCCUCCUCCACUGCCUCCAAACCCAAGUCCCCCACCCAGAGGCGGGCUCGCUCCCGCGAGAGAACAGAGGCCAAAGACGGCGACCGCACCUCUGUCGCACCUGACGGCAGGCGGCCGUCUUCCCCCUGGGGUUCCCCUCCUCCAGACCGACGUGGAACCUCCAGGGAGACUGAUUCCAAAAGUGACAAACAUCACCGAAAGGACAAGUGCGACCGUGACAAGAGGCACCGGAAACGGGACGUGUCCAGGAGGAGACGGAAGUCCAGGAGCAGAGAAAGGCGGGCCCUCGAUGGGACACGGAGGUGGUCCAGGAGCCCCACGAUAUCCAUACGGAGCGACAGCACGCUCUCCAGAGGCGUGGGCCGCUCAAGGUCGCGGAGCAGGGACCGCCGGCCCUCCAGAGACGGGGCGCGUGAGGAGAGGAGGGGCAGGGACGGCAGUGGCUCUGGGCGCGGUCGGGAGAAACGGUCGCGCUCGCGCUGCCGGGACUCCCACAGAGGCCACACCCGGGAGAGGGACCUCGGCCACGCUCCAUACGGCCAGAGCAGGUCGCACUACCCCAGCGACCCCAAGAACCCUGACCGCUGGAGGCAGUCUCGCUCCCGGAGCAGGACCCCCCCGGGCCCCCGCCGCAGGGACAGGAGGCGCUCCAGAAGCCGCUCCAGUGCCAGCUCCCGCUCCGCGCACCGGAGCUCCCGGCACGACAAGCCGGGAGGGAAAAGGAAGUACAAGACCCGGCACCUGGAGGACGUGCCCAGGGACCGGUCCCACGAACCCUGCGCUCCGUCCUCCCCUUCCCCCAGCUCCCGCGCCAAAGAAAAGAGGCCCGGCGGGGAGAAGCACCACAGCCGGUCCCAGGGGAACAGCCGGAGCCCCAGCGUGGAGAUCGUCUACGAGGGCAGGGCCUCGGGGGAGAGCAGGAGACGCCACAAGAAGAAGAAGAAGCACAAAAAGAAGAGCAGAAGGAGGAAGACCCAGGAGCCCAGCGUCAUCACCAUCGACAGCGACAGCGAAGCCGCCCCCCUUGACCUCCGCUGCCCGGAAAGCAGCGAUGAAGCGUCCGCCACUCCCGGAAACCCUGGCAACACGCAGCUGCUGGAAGCCGUCUUACAGACCUGGGAAGGGCCCACUCGGCCUGCCAGUCAGGAGAGCAGCGUGGAGGUUUUGAAAGACGGGGCAGCUUUUACCGCAGAUAACGCAAAGCACGAUGUGCCAAUCGGCAUUUGCGAACGGACUCGUACAUCCCCCAAGGAUGAGACUUCCAGCACCUCCAAAAUAAGCACUGAGAGCAAUUUGUUGAGUUGUUUGUGAAAUCUGUCUUAAGACAAAGUAUGGAAGCAUAGGCUAAAAGUACUCAAUGCACACUUUCAUCUGUUUAUUUUCUUACAAGGCCAUUAUAUACUUGAACUGCCAAAUUAUCUCAUUCAAUAUUUUCAGAUGAAUGCCAUUUUACUAACCAUUCAUUAUAUAAUGUUCAUUUUGCUGUGCUAUACUCAGGGAAAAGAUUCACAUGUAGCUGCCCCUGGUAGAUUUUUACCACCUUUUCUGAGUUAAAUCAUCUACUGGCAGUUUGAGAAACCUUGUGAAAUUUAAGACCGAAACCACAGACAUUGCAUAUAACUAAUGCCAAGGAUUGGAGUGUAUUAGUGACUUUUUAAUUGCAUCUCCAGGAUUAAUUUGGUUAAAUGGAAAAAUCAAUCCGUGUUUUAAUUACUGUUAGACUAAAAAUAAUACACUAUUGUUAAUGCCACAAUCAUAGUGGCUCACUGUUCUUGCUAUCAAAGCAAGUGUGUAAGGAAUGAUUCCAAUUCAAGAUGGUUGCCAGUAGCACUGUCAGAAUGUUUGCAACACACUCAGAAACUGCAGUAGUGUAACUACCAUGCAAUUCUAGUUGAGACAAGUCGACAACCUAUUUGGUGCUAUCAGUAUUUUCUCAGAAUUGUAUUCCACUGUUCUUAUAUGAAUAUACACAUUAUUUCCAACAAGACACUGUGUAAAGGCAUGGAAUUAAACUAACAUAAUACCA